AUGCCUUUUCCACAGGUCGCUGCCUUUCUUAUAGCUGUAGCUGACUUCGCCCUCGGAGGGCUCAUCUCCAAUGGCUUCCUGGUUACAAUGAUGGUGAUGGAAUGGGCAAAAUGCAAGAGGCUGAGUUCCAGCGGACAACUUCUUCUGAGUAUAGUGAACAGCACUUGGUCCUUCAUCCUUUGGUGCAAGCAGAGGAUCUCAUGGCUUAUCCCUCGGCUUCUGGUGGGAGCUCUACUUGUCUCCUUCAUUUCAUCUUUUUCAGGUUUCAUAACUCUUGCGUAUACUCCAUGGAGUAGCGUAACAAGCAACGUUACUAAUGGGACCCAAGGGAAGAAAGAGAUAGAUUAUUUGAGUUCUUUCAAACUGUUAGUAAUUAUUACUGGAAAUGUUUGCCCCUUUGUGGUGGUUUUACUUUGCACCAUCCUGUCGGUUGCUUCACUCUGCCGGCACCUCCAUCACAUGACAAGCGGAGAACCCAGGUUCCAAAGCUUCCAAACAAAAGCUCAUAUCAAGGCAAUUGGAACAUUGGUCUCCCUCUUCUUUCUAUAUAUUUCAUGGAUUUUAGCAAGCACUUUGCUUUAUGCUGAAAUUCAGACAGGAGAAAUAAUAGAUGCUUUUUCAGCAUCAGUGAUGAUUUUCUACUCUCCAGUUCAAGCAGUCAUCCUGGUGCUGGCUAACCGCAAACUAAAUCAAGCAGCUACUCAAAUACUUCAAAGAACACAGAUGUGA
This is a messenger RNA of Pogona vitticeps (central bearded dragon), 729 nucleotides long. Lineage: Eukaryota; Metazoa; Chordata; Lepidosauria; Squamata; Agamidae. The record is from RefSeq and is a predicted model, not a curated record.